Messenger RNA from Cimex lectularius (bed bug), 3292 nucleotides. RefSeq names its product mismatch repair endonuclease PMS2 (gene Pms2). Bases 652 to 3042 code for a protein of 796 amino acids. The transcript has 15 exons. The record is from RefSeq and is a predicted model, not a curated record. Gene Ontology annotation, cellular component: MutLalpha complex. Lineage: Eukaryota; Metazoa; Arthropoda; Insecta; Hemiptera; Cimicidae. Gene Ontology annotation, molecular function: ATP hydrolysis activity; mismatched DNA binding; ATP binding. Gene Ontology annotation, biological process: mismatch repair.
CCAACUGAUCGCGGUGUGCAGGUUUUAAAAAGCCCUUCUAUAUAAUCUAAUCUAAUGGGUUGUCAUUAUAUUAAGCCCAAUAAAGUAAUUAAUCUUCCUUUAACAUAAACAACAUAUUCAAUCCAUAGCAUCAUAUUUAAAGUUUACCAUCAAAUAAAAUACACAUCCUUGGCAUAAUGUGACAUCAUCAUCAUCUAAAAUUCAUAGCUUAAUCCUACUUUAACCGUCUCAUAAUAAAACCAUAACGUUGUCAUCUUUCCAGUUAUCAUCAAGUAAAGUCCAUAGGUUAAUUUUUCCGAGAGGAUCUAAGUCACGAUAGCUCAAGUGGUAGAGCAGAGGCGUAUUUAGUCGAAGGUCGUGGGUUCGAAUCCCGCUCGUGACACUGACUUCUUUACCUCAACCAAGACCCUACAUAAAAAGAAUAAAUUAAGUUUAAACUUUCGCUCCUUUAGUUAUUUUACUUUCCUCACUUAAGUUUUAUCACCGUUAACGAUGACAGUGCUCUCAAUGAUGCAGUAUUGCAGUCUACCGUUAAGGUCCUAUCAGUAACGAUGUGAAGUUUACAUGAACUUUACCGUGACCGCGGAUUUUUAACUCGUAGAUAUUAGUAUUAUUUAUCCAAUAGGAUAGAAAAAUAUAAUAGAUAAUAAAAUGAGCAAGGAGAGCGUGAUAAAAGCUAUUGAUAAGACCUCAGUCCACAGGAUUUGUUCUGGACAGGUUGUCUUGAAUCUGGCAACUGCUGUGAAAGAACUGGUCGAAAACAGCAUCGAUGCAAGCGCGACUGUCAUCGAAGUCAAGCUGAAAGACUAUGGAAGCGAGAGUGUAGAAGUGACCGACAAUGGGCACGGCGUCCAUCCCGAUAACUUCAAGGGUUUGACUUUAAAGCAUCACACUUCAAAGCUCCGGGAUUUCUCAGACCUGGUUGGUGUUGAGACCUUCGGGUUUAGGGGUGAAGCGCUAAGCUCACUGUGUGCACUAAGCUCCCUUAGUGUUCUUACGAGGCACACGUCGCAGGAUUGUGGCACUCAUCUGGUAUUCGAUAGCUAUGGCGACAUAAUUCAAGAAACUCAAUGUGCACGCCAGAUUGGGACGACGGUAAUUUUAGAGAAACUGUUUCACAGCCUGCCUGUUAGGCAAAAGGAAUUUCAUAAAAAUCUUAAAAGGGAAUACAAUAAAAUGGUCCAGUUUCUUUACUCGUACUGUCUGAUUGCCACAAAUACCAGGAUUACUUGUAUUAAUCAAAUGGCUAAAGGUGCAAGGUCAACUGUAGUUUCGACACAAGGCUGCCAGACUGUGAAAGAGAACAUAUCAUGCAUUUUUGGUGCCAAACAGUUGAACAACGUUUUAGUGUUCAGCAUGCAUCCGCCGGCACAAGAAGUCCUUGAAGAGUUGAAACUUGAAAAGAGCGACUGCGAUAUUUUUGAUCUGGAUGGGCUUAUUUCUUCGUGUGCACAUGGUUCAGGCCGUGCGACUGGGGACCGACAGUUUUACUACAUCAACUCCCGCCCUUGUGAAUCAUUGAAGAUCAUGAAAGCAGUUAACGAAGUUUACAGGCAGUAUAAUCCUAAUCAAUACCCUUUCGUGUUCCUAAAUAUCAAAGUAGCUAAAGAUUCCGUUGAUGUGAAUGUAACUCCUGAUAAAAAACAAAUUUUCCUUGCACACGAAAAACUUCUUCUAGCAAUUAUAAAGUCUUCCCUUAAUAAAAUUUUCUGCACUAUUCCUUCCACUUAUGCCAUGAACAAUGUACCUGAGAAGAAUGUGGAUGUUAGUAGAAUAUCAGAAGAAUCAAAGUUAAAUCUAUCAAUUUUCUCACAGUGGAGGAAAGACUUAAAGCGUGGAGCUGAUAACGAACCAAAUUUAACAAUGACAAAAGUGCCUAGAAUCGAAAAAGCACAGUCAAAACUCAAUUCAUUUUUAUUCAAACCUGGACAAAACUCAGCCGAUCAUAAUUGUAAAAAUGAAACCAAUUCUUCAAAUUUGGAAGUCAUGGGAUCCAUUGGGAAUUUGAAACCUGAACGUUGUAAUGAUAAGACAGAUUUCAAGCCAAGGUUUAAAAUUUUUGAAAAAACCCAUCCAGAAAAACUUUCAGAAAGUCUGACACAAAUACCCGUUAAAGUCGAAGAAAUCUUUGAAAAACAAACAGACCCAUCUGAUGAAGCCUGCUUUGUAGAAAUCCCUGAAAAUCUGACACAAAAUCCAGCUGAAUGUCACUUUGAAGAAAUUCCUGAAAAUCUAGACACACCUGCUAAAAACAAUGUUGUAGUACCUGAGGAAAAAAUUGAAUACGACAGCUAUAUCGAAAGAGGCAAGAAAUGUAUAGGGAUGAAUAUUGACAUUGAGAUGUUAAAGGCAAAGAAGUCCAAAUCAAAGGUAAAGACAUUGCCUUUGAUUCGUUUCAGGGCGGUGAUCGAUCCGACGAGAAAUGAUCAAGCUGAAAACGAGUUGAAAAGAGAGAUUUCCAAAGAGAUGUUUUCUAUGAUGUACAUUAUUGGUCAAUUCAAUCUUGGCUUUAUAAUAACAAAACUUGGCUCGGAUCUGUUCAUUAUUGAUCAGCAUGCCAGUGAUGAAAAAUUCAACUUUGAAACACUACAGAAAACUACUGUAAUUACCAACCAGAAAUUAGUCAUGCCUGAAUUACUUGAUUUGACUGCGGCAAAUGAAGCGAUUCUCUUCGACAAUUUAGACAUAUUCAAGAAAAACGGUUUUGAGUUUAAAAUCGACAAAAGUGCUCCUCCAACCAAAAGGGUGUCAUUGUCUGCCAAACCAAUGAGUAAAAAUUGGCUAUUCGGGAGGGAGGACAUAGAUGAGUUGAUAUUCAUGCUUCAGGAUAGUCCAAAUAGUGAUUGCCGCCCUUCACGAGUUAGGGCAAUGUUUGCAUCACGAGCGUGCAGAAAAUCUGUGAUGGUUGGUAAAGCACUCAGCUUAAAAGAGAUGAGACGAUUGGUUACACAAAUGGGAACUAUUGAACAUCCAUGGAAUUGUCCGCACGGAAGGCCAACAAUGAGGCAUCUUGUUAAUCUAGACCUUUUACAAGACUCGUAACAACUUUACAGAUAAACUCCCUAACAAAAUUGUAGACUACCCCCAAUUUUUUUCGAUAAUCAUAUUUCUAGAAAUAAAAUUAUAAAAUUUUAUAACAAAAUAAAAUAAAAUUGAUUUAGAUUGUACAAAAUUUCUAAUAAUAACCAAUAUAUAUCAAUGUUUUUGUAAUAAACAGUAUUCAUGUAACAAAUAAGAAAAACAUGAAAAUUCAAUGCGACAAAAAUAUAGGCAUUCAUUAUUUUUAUGCGUA